AUGACGCGCGGGAAGAGCUGGCCGUGGAGUUGGUCGUUAAUGCUGUCUCUCCUCCUCUCUCUGUUUGCUCACGGUAAGAACACUGCUGUGUGUCUGUGUGUCUGUGUGUUCACUAUUUCACUACAAAAGUCUGGCAAUGUGGGCUCAACAAAUUAUUUUAUCAGAGUGUGUCGCUGACAUUAGAAUAUAGUAUGGAAUGUUACUGUGUGUGUGUUACUGUACUGCUAGUGAUGAACUCUGGCUCUGAGAGCUUCUUUAUUGAUCACCGAUGUUGUUUAGCCAACGGGCCACCGCUGUCCCAGAUCACACACAGUUGGAGUUGAUCAGACAGUAGUGUAGAAGAGAUAAGGAACUUGAACUGCAUGAGUGAGUGUGUGUGUGUGUGUGUGUGUGUGUGUGUGUGUGUGUGUGCACACUGCGUAUUGGAAUGUGUGUGGACCCACCCAGCGAGGUCCAUCUGCCCUGUAGCCCCAGAGAGCAACAUUCUGUCACAAUGUAUCAGUGUCAACACACGCACACACACAUUCAUAUUAAGUGUGUGUGUUAAUGGCCAACCGGUGUAGCUACCCAUAAUCCCUUGCUCUCCUGCCAGGAGAUGGUUGCUGGGACUGAGAUCUGACCAAUCACAGCCAAGCCAACCUGGUUACUGAAGCCAGAGCCCUGUUUCAAGGCUAUAGAUCUGUUACUAUGGUGACAAACUGAAUAUUUAAUGGCGUGUCGAUACAUUUCUCCUCUCCUAUCGUCAGCGUCCCUGUCAGUAGAUUGCUGUGAGUAGUUCUACAUGGUCAAUGUUUAACCUAUAGCUGUAGCUGUCAAACCUAAUCUAAUCUGUGGUCAGUAGAGCAUGUUAGAAUUCCACACUGACACAGCUUCUUCUCCACAGUAUAGAGGGAGAGAGAAUGAGAGAUGGGGGAGAAAGACAGAGAGGGGGAGAGAAUGAGAGAUGGAGUGAGAAAGACGGAGAGGGGGAGAGAGUGAGAGAUGGAGUGAGAAAGACGGAGAGGGGGAGAGAAUUGAGAGAUGGAGUGAGAAAGACGGAGAGGGGGAGAGAAUUGAGAGAUGGAGUGAGAAAGACGGAGAGGGGGAGAGAAUGAGAGAUGGAGUGAGAAAGACGGAGAGGGGGAGAGAAAAGGAGAGAUGGGGGAGAAAGAUGGAGAGGGGGAGAGAAUGAGAGAUGGAGUGAGAAAGACGGAGAGGGGGAGAGAAAAGGAGAGAUGGGGGAGAAAGAUGAGAGAGCAGUUAAUUGAGCACCUUGGCUUCCUGUCUUGCUAGCCUGUAUUUUGAAUGAUCAUGGCUACGUGGUGAAUCAGAUCCUUUGGUGUUGUCUGUCUCCUGUGUGUAUACUGUAUCUGUUUGUUGUUUCUGAUUGACUUGACAGGAGAACUCUCAUUGGCCACCGCCAGCAGGACUGAAGUCAAGCACAGCCAAUCCUCUUUCUCUGCUGCAGAGAGGGCGGUGCUUAGCGGUGAUGACUCAGCAGAGCUGAUUGGCUUAGGGUUAGGACUUGGGGCUGGACUUCCUCUCAGCGUCACCAAGCGUGACCACUCUCACAGAAGACACUCCCACCUGGACUUUGCUGAAGAGGACAUUCAGCCAAUCAGAGAAGAGCUAACUGGCGGGGAAUCUCCGGAACGCUCAGAUGACAUCAUCAAAGUAGAGUUCCAUAACACCGACCGUCCCCUGCCCCCUGACCGCUUGUCUGAUUCUUUUUGGCUGAUGGCUGUAGCUCAGCCCCUGCAGCAGCGGGCGGGAGACCCCACGGCCUGGACCCUCUCAGACUUCUAUGACUACAUGUCCCCCGACGACAACAUUUCUGCCAUAGAAAUGACCCUUGACCCUGAGCCAACCCUGAACCCUCCAGCAGACAUUGAGGAUGAAAACCCAUCGCUCACUGGCACCACUGUUACCCCCGGCAAUGACGACCCCCAGCCCCCAUCUCAGUCUCAACCCCCCCCACCUCCUUCCCCUUCUCAGGGGUCAGAUGGGUGUGGUCUGGGCUUUGUGAGGCCAGAGGUCGGAGGUGAGUGUGUGUCUCAGUGUGAUGCACAGCCUGACUUCUGCUACAACAGAGGAGUGUGUGCCAUCGAUACGGGGAUAGGAGCAUUCUGCAGGUAAUUUAACACAAUCCUCAGUGGGAGGAGAUACAAAUCUCUUCCUUUAGAGUUACAGUACGUGUGUGUAUUGGUUGGAGGGGGUGGGGGGGGGGGGCACGCUUAGUUUGUACACUACAGAACAAUAUACAGCUGGUGUCUUUCUAACAAAGGACAGAAUACAGGACAGAUAGACCAUAGAGUUAGAAUUCUAGAUACCCCACUGACCAGCCUGGUCUCAUAGACUAGACGUAACAUAGUAGAUGUAAAUCCGGGAAACUCAAAUUAGUAUGAUACUGUAUGUUACGUUUGGUAUGGUUACAUAAGACAGAAGGUUACUUAAGGCAAAAACGAAAAUAGGGUGAUUGGUCGGGGUGGAUGGUUGGACAACGUUAGCAUUUUAGCUAAUUAGCAACUAUAUAGCUUGUUAGCUAACCCUAACCUUAACCCUUAACCCCUAACCCUAAUCCCUAGCCUGGCUAAUGUUAGCCACCUAGCUAAUGUUACCGUUAGCCACCUAGCCAACUGCCAAAAUCUCUAAAACGAUGUUGGAGGAGGCUUAUGGUAGAGAAAUGAACAUUAUGUUAUCUGGCAACAGCUCUGGUGGACAUUCUUGCAGUCAACUGCACGCUCCCUCAAAACUUGAGACAUCUGUGGCAUUGUGUUGUGUGACAAAACUGCACAUUUUAGAGUGGCUUUUUAUAAUAAUAAUAAUAAUAUGCCAUUUAGCAGACGCUUUUUAUCCAAAGCGACUUACAGUCAUGCGUGCAUACAUUUUUGUGUAUGGGUAGUCCCGGGGAUCGAACCCACUACCUUGGCGUUACAAGCGCCGUGCUCUACCAGCUGAGCUACAGGUGCUACAGGUGCUACAAGGUGCACCUGUGUAAUGAUCAUGCUGUUUAAUCAACUUCUUGAUAUGCCACACCUGUCAGGUGGAUGGAUUAUCUUGGCAAAUUAGAAAUGCUCACUAACAGGGAUGUAAACAAAUUUGUGCACAACAUUUUAGAGAAAAAAGCUUUUAGUGCAUAUAGAACAUUUCUGGAAUCUUUUUUUAUUUCAGCUCAUGAAACAUGGAACCAACACUUUACAUGUUGCGUUUAUAUUUUUGUUCAGUAUAAAUGCAGAUAGUGAGGCAGUUUGUUCUACUGCCUGUCUGUCUAUUCUAUGUUUUAAAGAUUCCCUCCCUCCCUCUCUCUAUCCCCCUCCUCUCCCCAUCUCUUCCUCUCUCUAUCCCCCUCCUCUCUCAUCCCCCUCCUCUCUCGCUCUAUCCCCCGCUCUUCCUCUCUCUCUAUCCCACUCCUCCCUCUCUCUCUCUCUCUCUCAUCCCCCUCCUCUCUCGCUCUAUCCCCCGCUCUUCCUCUCUCUAUCCUGCUCCUCUCUCUCUUCCUCUCUUUAUCCCCUCCUCACUCUCUCUCUUCCUGUCUCUAUCCCCUCUCUCGCUCCGUCUCUUCUUCUCUCUCCCUCUCCUCUCUCAUUUUGAAACUUUCUCCCUCCUUUCUCCCUAGGUGUAAUGCUCAGGACUAUAUGUGGAAUAAGGGCUCUCGUUGUGAUUGGGUGGUGACAGUCUUCCAGGUGCUGUGUGUGGUAGUGGGCGUGGCCUCUCUGACCCUCAUCCUACUCAUCAUCAUCAUUGUCUUCUUCGCCAAGCGACUCCACCGCUUCAGGAUUGAGAACAGGCGACUCCGCAAACGCAGGUCAGUUUGUGUUGUGUGUAUGUUAGAGAGAGACCUCAUUUAUUAAACGAUCGUGGAGAUGGACUCAUAUUUGAGAGUAUAAAUGGCUGUGUGCAUGCCACGUUUGUCACGUCAUUGAAAAUCCAUCUCUUCCCCUAACCCUCUUUUUUCCCCCACACAUCUCUCCUCUCCUCCCUCCAAUCCCUCUCUCCUCUCCUACCUCCCUCCAGUCUAUACCGUCCACAAAGCGAGAUGCAGACGGAUGGCUUCUCUGUUUCCAUGGCGCCAGACAGUUCCCAUGCCAACGUAAGGAAGAUGUGUGAACCCCCCCCCCCCCAACCAACCCCAACCCCACGCUCACAACCUGGCUUACAAUGAGAACAUUAUCUGUCAGAUAACUAACCCCUGACCCUUAACCCCUAACCCCUCAACCCCUAACCUUAAGCCCUAACUCUGGCUAGCUGUGUGUCAGUCUGUCUCUGUCCAUUAGUCUGUUUGUCUGUAAAAUCAGCCUGGUCUCAUAGACUAGACGUAACAUAGUAAAUGUAAAUCCGGGGACACUCAAAUGAGUAUGAUAUGUUAUGUUUGGUAUGAUUACAUAAGACAGAAGGUUACUUAAGGCAAAAACCAAAGUAGGGUGGUUGCUCUGGAUGGAUGGGUAGAUGUAUAACGCGAAUGUCUAGCAACCCAAAGGUUGUUUGUGGACAACUUUAGCAUUUUUGCUAAUUAGCAACUUUGCAACUACUUACUACUUUGCAACUACUUAGCAUGUUAGUUAACCUUUCUCCUAACCCUUUAACCUAACUCCUAACCUUAACCUUAACCCCAACCCAGCUAACGCUAGCCACCUAGCUAACGUUAGCCACCUAGCUAACGUUAGCCACAACAAAUUGGAAUCGUAACAUACUAUAUGUUUUGCAAAUUUGUAAUGUCUCCUAUAUCUGCUGUUUCCAUCACACAUUUGUUUGUUUGUUGCGACAUUGCUUUUGUCGAAUAAACCUGGGUCAAUGGAAACGUGCCUAUUGUUUCAACUGGGGCCCUGAGUUUCCCGUGCCAAUGAGUUCCCGUGUAUUUGAGUUCCGUAUUUCAGCCCCUUUGCAGUUAGCCUACUUUUUGAAGCGAUUUGUUUGACAAUCAGAUGAAAACAUGACUGGUUGUGUUCAUGCCACAUUAAGGUAAUACAUUUUUUACCUUUAAAAUACAUGUCUUUACUUAAGCCGAUAAAAAAAAUCUAAGUCUUGUGAAAGAAAAUGAUAUAAUUUGCGAUCUGCUUGACCAGCGUCUUCCACCUCAUGGUGAAACUUGAGUUGCACCGAAUGAUUUCUACCUCAUGCACAAAUUCUUGUUUUUACUAUGACCAGAGAAAGUGUAAUAGUCCUUAAUAUUAAAAGAGACACGAGCCACUAAUAAUAAAAACUCAGGCCUAUCUGGGUCCCCCUGUAGCUCAGUUGGUAGAGCAUGGCACUUGCAACCCCAGGGUUGUGGGUUCGUUUCCCACGGGGGGGCAGCAUGAAAAUGUCUGCACUCACUAACUGUAAGUCGCUCUGGAAAAGAGCGUCUGGUAAAUGACGUAAAUGUAAAUGUAUCUGUACACCACUCAUUGCAGAUACAGUGCUGGUUGUAGAGUGAGUCGAAGUAGGGAGAAGCGCGUUUCUUGGUUUAUAAAAGUGUUCAAUAAAAACACAUUUGAAAGUGUUGAAUAAAAACUUGAACACAAACUCACUCAUUAAAACAGCAGCCCUUUUCUGUAUUCUUUGACAAUCGCUCAUCGUUAGCUCAAGCCACUGCACAUCUUGGAUCCACUUUUCUCGAAAAAAGUAUUUUCUUCGGCUUGCUCCAGUUGGCGUUCUUGUAGGUGGCGAAAUGCAAAAGGCUGCUUAUGUCCGUUGCUUUUUGGACAUCCCUGAAGUAUUGACAAGCAACAUGUCAUGUGUAAGGUUAGUAGAAGAUCGGUCAAGUAACUGCAAAGGCGCGUAUAACACAAAGUGGCAUUAACGCAUUCCUGAUUUUUGUCGCUUGCGUAUCUGCGUACCAGUUAUUGUGCACCCCUGCAUAUAAGUCUUACGGUGCUUAAAUCCAUGGGUUAUUUCCUAGUAUCGAUACAAUGAUUUAUUACAUUUUAAAACGAUGUUAGAUCGAUAUAUGUUGUCCAAAAGGCCACUCGCCGCGCACAGAUCGAUGUAUUGGAUCAAUGAAUAAAUCGAUACAUCGAUGUAGUAGAUGAAUCGUUACACCCCUAAUACAUUGCAUUCGGAAGGUAUUCAGACCCCUUGACUUUUUCCACAUUUUGUUACGUUACAGCUUUAUUCUAAAAUGUAUUACAUUAAUUAUUUUCCUCAUCAAUCUACACAAAACACCCCAUAAUGACAAAGAGAAAACAGGUUUUUAGAAAUUGUUGCACAUUUAUUCAAAAUUAAAACCAGAUACCUUAUUACCAUAGUAUUCAGACCCUUUGCUAUGAGACUCGAAAUUGAGCUCAGGUGCAUCCUGUUCCAUAAUCAUCCUUGAGAUGUUUCUACAACUUGAUUGGAGUCCACCUUGGUAAAUUCAAUUGAUUGGACAUGAUUUGGAAAGGCACACACCUGUCUAUAUAAGGUCCCACAGUUGACAUUGUAUGUCAGAGCAAAAACCAAGCAAUGAGGUUGAAAGAAUUGUCCGUAGAGCUCUGAGACAGGAUUGUGUGGCACAGAUCUGGGGAAGGGUACCAAAAAAUUUCUGCAGCAUUGAAGGUCUGCACCAUUCUUAAAUGAAAGAAGUUUAGAACCACCAAGACUCUUCCUAGAGCUGGCUGCCCGGCCAAACUGAGCAAUCGGGGGAGAAGGGUCUUGGUCAGGGAGGUGACCAAGAACCCGAUGGUCACUCUGACAGAGCUCCAGAGUUCCUCUGUGGAGAUGGGAGAACCUUCCAGAAGGACAACCAUCUCUGCAGCACUCCACCAAUCAGGCCUUUAUGGUAGAGUGGGCAGACGGAAGCCACUCCACAGUAAAAGGCACAUGACAGCCCAUUAGAAACAAGAUUCUCUGGUCUGAUGAAGCCAAGAUUGAACUCUUUGGCCUGAAUGCCAAGCGUCACGUCUGGAGGAAACCUGCCACCAUCCCUACGGUGAAGCAUGGUGGUGGCAGCAUCAUGCUGUGGGGAUGUUUUUCAGCGGCAGGGACAGGGAGACCAGUCAGGAUCGAGGGAAAUAUGAACGGAGCAAAGUACAGAGAGAUCCUUGAUGAAAACCUGCUUAGGACCUCAGACUAGGCGAAGGUUCACCUUCCAACAGGACAACGACCCUAAGCACACAGCCAAGACAACACAGGAGUGGCUUCGGGACAAGUCUCUGAAUGUCCUUGAGUGGCCCAGCCAGAGCCUGGAAUUGAACCCGAUCUAACAUCUCUGGAGAGACCUGAAAAUAGCUGUGCAGCGACGCUCCCCAUCCAACCUGACAGAGCUUGAGAGGAUCUGCAGAGAAGAAUGGGAGAAACUCUCCAAAUACAGGUGUGCCAAGCUUGUAGCUUCAUACCCAAGAAGACUCAAGGCUGUAAUCGCUGCCAAAGGUGCUUCAACAAAGUACUGAGUAAAGGGUCUGGAUACUUAUGUAAAUGUUAUAUUUCCGUUUUUUUUUUUUUUACACGUUUGCAAAAAUGCAUAAAAACAUGUUAUGGGGUAUUGUGUGUAGAUUGAUGAGAAACAAACACAAUUUAAUCCAUUUUAGAAUAAGGCUGUAACGUAAUAAAAUGUGGAACAAGUCAAAGGGUCUGAAUACUUUCCGAAUACACUGCAUAUUUAAAAAGACACACAAAAUAGGUCUGUCGUGGCGUCCCCUCUGACUGGGUCUCCUCUGCCCAGUGCAUCACGUUGGACACUGCUUCAGGCCCACAGCAGCCUCCCCAUCUCCAGCUCCAUACAGCAAACCAACAUUGAUUUACAGUAAGGGGGGCACCCAGCACAUUAGUAGGGUUUAUUGAAUUUAGAGCGAAUCCAAACGAACUCCUCUGACAUUUAGGAAUAUGCAAACAUUCACGCACAUGUGCACAUGUGUACACACAUACACACACCACACACACACACACCACACACACACACACACACACACACACUUUGUAACUUGUACAGAAUGGCUGGUCGAUGCUAGCUAACCCAUUUACUGUACUGUCCUCAUGACCUUCAUAUGUCUGCCAUCAGACAAUCAAUGUAUGUGUAUGCAUGUGUGUGUAUUGUUCCACAGAAUGACCCUCAGAAAAUGGAGGACCCUGUGAAGUCUCCGUUCACUCAAGGGGAGGAGUAUCUGAACAUCGCCAACUCUCAUUCGCCGAAACAUAUGAACAACCACCCCGCCCACUCCUCUGACCACACCCCUAACACAAACGAGGAGGUAAAUAGAGAGAAGGCAAACUCCUCCCCCUCCAACGACUUAUACUAA
Molecule: messenger RNA, 8171 nt
Organism: Coregonus sp. 'balchen'
Lineage: Eukaryota; Metazoa; Chordata; Actinopteri; Salmoniformes; Salmonidae
Source: the annotation of a GenBank genome assembly